Molecule: messenger RNA, 1182 nt
Organism: Salvia splendens (bonfire salvia)
Lineage: Eukaryota; Viridiplantae; Streptophyta; Magnoliopsida; Lamiales; Lamiaceae
Product: UMP-CMP kinase 3
Exons: 9
Coding region: 315-941 (208 amino acids)
Biological process (GO): 'de novo' pyrimidine nucleobase biosynthetic process; pyrimidine nucleotide biosynthetic process
Molecular function (GO): ATP binding
Source: RefSeq, a predicted model, not a curated record
AGUAAAGUAAAAAUUUCAUUACUCUCAUAGAAUCAGGAAAAGAAACAAUUAAAAACGAUAAAACGCAACAAUACGCUUCAAAAAGGUUUCUGUUGUUUCUCUGUAACUCUAUUUAUAAUAUACAAACGCUCUUCAAAUCCGACGCGCUUCUAGAUCUCCAUUAAUUUCCCUCUCUUUUCCAUUUCCACACAACAAUUUGGUGAGUUCCAGAUCUUCUUUUCUGCCUCCACGAUUCUUCGUUGCUCACGAACUGCGUUAAUUUUAUGAUAUUGCUGCUUUGAUUAGAAUAAUUUACCAGAAUUUCUGCGGCUGCUAUGGGGACUGUUGUGGAUGCUGCAAACAAGGAAGCAAACGGAAGUGCACCUAUCAACAAGAAGGUCACUGUUGUGUUCGUUCUGGGUGGCCCAGGUAGUGGUAAGGGCACACAGUGUGCAAAUAUCGUCGAACAUUUUGGUUAUACUCACCUGAGUGCAGGUGAUCUUCUCCGAGCUGAGAUAAAAUCUGGUUCUGAGAAUGGGACUAUGAUUCAAAACAUGAUCAAGGAGGGAAAAAUUGUACCUUCAGAGGUCACAAUCAAGCUUCUUAAACGAGCAAUUGAGGAAAAUGAAAACGACAAGUUUCUUAUUGACGGUUUCCCGCGUAAUGAGGAAAAUCGUGCGGCAUUUGAGUCUGUAACUGGUAUUCAGCCAGAGUUUGUACUUUUCUUCAACUGUUCAGAGGAGGAAAUGCAGAAGCGCUUGUUGGGUAGAAACCAGGGUAGGGAAGAUGAUAAUAUUGAGACAAUAAGGAAGAGAUUUAAUGUCUACAUGGAAUCUAGUCUCCCAGUUAUUGAAUAUUACAGUGCAAAAGGCAAGGUUAAGAAGAUUGAUGCUGCAAGACCUAUUGGAGAAGUUUUUGAGGCGGUCAAAGCUAUUUUCACCCCCCACCUAAGGCAGUUCUGAAAUGGCUUGAGGAGGUUUAUGUGUUUUUAGUGAAUUUUCUUCCCCUGAGGUGGAGGGGUUAUUACAUUUAUACUUUUAUGAAUUGUAAUGUUAUAAAGUUAGUUGUCUCUAUAUUGUCUUACCCCAGUGUCUCAACGAGGUUAUUGCCUAUAUAUGCUCAUAAAUAUCUAGUAUACAACGACUGAAUUCUCCCAUGUUUUCAUAUUUCUUAGUACUAAUAAGAUUACUACAUGUUCAUUUA